Amyelois transitella is the source of this 2044-nucleotide messenger RNA. RefSeq names its product protein tramtrack, beta isoform (gene Mod(mdg4)). NCBI's taxonomy places the organism in Eukaryota, Metazoa, Arthropoda, Insecta, Lepidoptera, Pyralidae. Gene Ontology annotation, molecular function: DNA binding; protein binding. The transcript is spliced from 5 exons. Gene Ontology annotation, cellular component: nucleus. The record is from RefSeq and is a predicted model, not a curated record. The coding region runs from base 183 to 1412 and encodes 409 amino acids. Gene Ontology annotation, biological process: regulation of transcription by RNA polymerase II.
ACGACACAAGACCGGGUUGCCUUGCGUCAUCACAUCGUGAACAGCGCUCAAACGGAGAGAACGUGGGAUGAUAGUGUGCAGUGCUUAAUUAGAAACAAUCUAUAUUUUUUUCAAAUGUUUCUAAUAUCGAAAUUAUAAAGUACAAAGUUUUAGGAUAGGUUCCUCGUAAAGGCGUCGCCAUCAUGGCGUCGGACGAACAAUUCUCAUUAUGUUGGAACAAUUUCCACGCGAAUAUGUCAGCAGGUUUUCAUGGCCUGCUGUCGCGUGGAGACUUAGUAGAUGUAACGUUGGCUGCCGAGGGCAGAUUAUUACAGGCACACAAAUUAGUUUUAUCAGUAUGUUCUCCUUAUUUUCAAGAAAUGUUCAAAAUGAACCCAACUCAACAUCCCAUAGUAUUUUUAAAAGAUGUUAGUCAUUCUGCGUUAAGAGACUUAUUACAGUUUAUGUAUCAAGGUGAAGUUAAUGUUAAGCAAGAAGAAUUAGCGUCGUUUAUUAGUACAGCGGAACAACUUCAAGUAAAAGGUUUAACCGGAAAUCAAAAUGAAGACAGUUCCACGCCAUCCAAACCAAAGCCGACUUCGAGGCCAGGCCCGAGGUCGUCACAACAAAGGCAAUCUGUUAUGAAGUUAGAGACUGAUUUAGAUUCUAAGCCCUCCUCAACUCCAGUAGCAAUUAAGCGACCAAAUAGACCAUCAAUAGCAUCAAAUAACUCAUCAUCUUCACAAAGUGGGCCCGCGAAACGGAAAUGUGUAGAUCCUUUAGAAGCCGGACCAUCUGGAUCGGCGAAAGAGGAAUUUGUAACGAUACCAGACGAGGACGAAAACAAUGCCGUGGCACCGAAAAUGGAACCUGAAUUUGUUAAUGAAAGUAUGUGGGAUGAUGACGAAGAUGGCGCUAACAAUGAUGAAACUAAUUUUGGCGAAGAUGACUCUAAUAUGGAAAUGACUGGUUUUGACGGUUCGGCGACUGGCGAUGGUAAUAUGAGUGGGGGAGGCGAAGGUGGAGCUGUAGGCGACGCACAAGACGUGCAGUUUAUCCCGACGGAGAAAGGGAAGUACAUAUUGGUGCUACAAGGAUAUACAUAUUCGCAAGUGGGCGGGAGGUUCUUCUACUGUUCGUCCAAACACAUGGGGUGCAAGGCCAGGGUUCGGAUGAUAUCCGGGAAACUGGUUGCCUCAGGAGAAAAGCAUAACCACGCGCCUCCGUCUCACGCAAGAUGUGGCAACGGCGCGUUCGUCCAGCUAAGGCCUCGGAGUAAUGUGCUGUCUUCCCCCAGCAUCCUCCCCUCCCCGAGGACGUCACCGGCCGCGGCGGCUCUAGCAUUCCACGCCCUCAAUUUCCCCAGGUUGCUCCCUAAAACGGACCUAUGGCUUCGUUCCCCCAACCCCGAUGUCAAUAAAGAUCUGAAAUAGUAUCAACAAUUUAAAACAAAAAUAUUUGAAAUCUUUAUUAGAAAUUUUUGGCGCGACUUUAUUAAUUCAAUCGAUCUAAUAGAAAUGUGGUUUGAAUCUGUGAAAUAUUUCCUAAAAUACGUAACUAUAGUUAAGGAAUGUUAUUGCAUAUAUUUAUUAAUGUUAAGAGCAGCUAGAGAGAUGACUUUACUGUCGAGUUGUAAGAUAUUGGUUAUUAUUUGUAGACUACUUACGUUAAGAGUUUAGAAUAAUUGUUGAUCUGGAAUCUUUAUACUACGUCUAGCUUUCGUGAGGUUUAUGAGCUUAGUUUCUGAUUUGUCAAUACGUAAAAUUUUACAUGUUUCGUGUCAAAGUAAAAGAAAUUCUUACAUAUUCAAUUCAGGUACCUACUCAAAACUGAACUCAUAAAAUGUUUAAUCUCUUACUCAUAACCUCGAUGUAGGCGUAACUUGUUGAUCUCUAAAACUGUAUAUUUCAAGAAACUUGUUUAGACUUACGUCGCUUUUAGUAUGCGUUGAACGCGAUACGUAAUUCGGUGAUAUUUUAUGAUUUUGCUGUUAUAAGCCUUAUUAUAUAUUAAUUAUUAUAGGAGGACAUUAUCAAUUUUGCUUGACAUAUAAUAUUUUUUAUGA